Brugia malayi is the source of this 342-nucleotide messenger RNA. Its product is annotated as ATP synthase lipid-binding protein, mitochondrial precursor, putative. Bases 1 to 342 code for a protein of 113 amino acids. The record is from RefSeq and is a predicted model, not a curated record. The transcript is spliced from 2 exons. NCBI's taxonomy places the organism in Eukaryota, Metazoa, Nematoda, Chromadorea, Rhabditida, Onchocercidae. Gene Ontology annotation, molecular function: proton transmembrane transporter activity. Gene Ontology annotation, biological process: proton transmembrane transport; proton motive force-driven ATP synthesis.
AUGUACUGCCAACGACUUUCGACCUCUGCAGUUCGUAUUUCGAUGCUGCCAGUUUUGCUUCGUUCAAAUAACGGAGUAUUAGUUCGUAGUUUGCAAACGUCUUCAGUGCAUCGCGACAUUGAUAGUGCAGCAAAGUAUGUUGGAGCUGGUGCUGCAACAGUUGGUGUAGCAGGUUCUGGUGCUGGUAUCGGCAACGUUUUCGGUUCUCUUGUUAUCGGUUACGCUCGAAAUCCAUCCGCGAAAAACCAGCUCUUUUCGUACGCAAUCCUUGGCUUUGCUCUUUCUGAGGCUAUGGGCCUUUUUUGCCUUUGUAUGGGUUUCUGUAUUUUGUUCGCAUUUUAA